AGCAGGAUCUCAGUCGUUCCCGCAGCCUCCGGGUCCGAGAUGCUCCAGGAGAGAUACUGCCACGACACAUGGAGGUUGCUUGUGGCGUGCAUCCUGAUGAGCAGGGUAUCCUCCGCACAGGUCAAAGACAAGUGCAUCAACGGGUUCUUUGAUCUCUUCCCCACUCCCUCGGCCUUCAAGGUAUCGGACGACGAGCAGGUCUUUGAGAUGAUCAAGCCCCUGGGCCUUUUCGACUCGAGAAUCAAGGGGCUCCGAGACGUGACCAACCGUUUUCUCUCCAUGUCAGAGUUCGUGAUUGGUCUGGAGAAAGACUACAAGCCUGCUGGGGUCGGACAGUUC
This is a messenger RNA of Guillardia theta CCMP2712, 339 nucleotides long. RefSeq lists its product as hypothetical. The record is from RefSeq and is a predicted model, not a curated record. The annotation marks the transcript as partial. Gene Ontology annotation, cellular component: nucleus. Gene Ontology annotation, biological process: DNA repair. Gene Ontology annotation, molecular function: catalytic activity; DNA binding. Lineage: Eukaryota; Cryptophyceae; Pyrenomonadales; Geminigeraceae. The transcript is spliced from 3 exons.